AUGAAAGUCAAGCGCCUUCAAUGCAAACGAAACCAGAACACAGCACAUUGUUGUCACAUGGCACUGGUAUCAGAAUCCUAUCAGCAAACCAUACACAAGAAUUGCCUUGUAGCGACCAAAUCAAAAACUCGCCGCAUCAAAAUCAUGCUCUGCAUACAGAACCAUGAACAUCCCAACUACACAACCGCCAGUCAUUUACUUCGUCACACGCACGUCGACAUGGGCAGAAUCGAAGCCCACGGUCGUAUUACACAGCAUCCACUAUAUCGACGAGCCCUGAACAUGCAGCCGAGAGGAUCUCAUCGAUCCAGUACCCGCGUUGGGCUUUGCGUGCGCGCUACAUUCGAAGCAGGGGAAUCCGACACACGAAUCAGCAUUCUUUUCGUGGGCGAAGACAGGGAUCAAGCCAAGGAAGCCAUGUUGAACCAUGUUGCAAAGGCGCUGGCGACUGCAUGGGAACAGCACGAGGAGAAUCCGAGACAAGUGUAUUAUCGUAAUACGGUGCUGGGGGAGCAUGUGCAGUUUGUGGAUGACAAGACGGGGUGGAUUACGUGGUGGGAGUUGUGGUCCCAUCAUCUUGUGAAUUUGAGGUCGGGAUGGGUGGGGAGGAGGUUUCAGGGAGGUGGAGAUUGCGGAGAAGGAGGAGAAAAUGGAGGAGGUUCCAGGGUGAUGUUUUGA
Molecule: messenger RNA, 678 nt
Organism: Exserohilum turcica Et28A
Lineage: Eukaryota; Fungi; Ascomycota; Dothideomycetes; Pleosporales; Pleosporaceae
Exons: 2
Coding region: 1-678 (225 amino acids)
Source: RefSeq, a predicted model, not a curated record